AUGAGCACUGAAGGUGGAGGUGCUGGGAAUAACUGGGCCUUUGGAUACUCUGAGGGUGUCCGUGUCAAAGACGAACUGCUGGAAAUGCUUGACAGGGAAGCCGAGUCUAGCGAUUCGUUGGAGGGAUUUGUUUUGGUGCAUUCUAUUGCCGGCGGCACGGGCUCUGGCCUUGGCUCUUGUCUGCUGGAGCAGUUAAAUGAAUUCUACCCUAAAAAGGUGAUUCAGACAUAUUCUGUAUUUCCAAAUUCAGAAGAGGUACUGCUUCAUUGGCUCAAUGUAGGUCUCCGACAUUGUCGUGCAGCCCUACAAUUCAUUGCUCUCUUUGAAGAGGCUGUGCAACCUAACGGACUCCGUGCCUCUGAUCGCCUUCGCAUUUUGGACCCCUCUUUUCUUCAGACAAACCAAUUGAGCAGGAUACCAGCGACCACCAAUUCCAAGACCUCCAUUCACGAUGUUCUUCGUCGUUUAUUACAGCCCAAGAAUAGCAUGAUGAGCUAUUCAUCUACCGCAGCCAAUGGGAAUCUAUAUCUUUCUGCCCUUGCCGUUCUUAGAGGAAAUAGGGUAGAUACAGGUCAGGUCUUUAAGUCGCUUCUUCGAGUGAAAGAGCGCGAACUGAUCAAGUUUGCCGAAUGGACGCCUACCACGCUACAAGUGGCGCUUUCUAACCAAAACUUUUCAUCCAUCCUUUCCGGAUUACUUCUUGCGAAUAAUACAGGAGUGGCCAGCGUCUUUCAACGGACAAUUGACCAGUAUGACAGGCUUCGAAAAAGAAAUGCCUUCCUCGAUAUCUAUAAACGCGAAAAGUCGUUCUGUGAUAUUUUGGACGAGGAAUUCGACAGUUCCAGGGAAACCAUCCAAUCGACAAUCAAUGAAUACAAGGCUGCCGAGAGUGUCAAUUAUCUCCAGUCACUAAAUGGAACAGCAAUCGAGUCCAGCAAUGCGUCAGAUAUACAAGCCCCAAAUACUUCUAUCAUUUGUCCUUAA
Molecule: messenger RNA, 984 nt
Organism: Mitosporidium daphniae
Lineage: Eukaryota; Fungi; Microsporidia
Product: tubulin gamma chain
Exons: 4
Coding region: 1-984 (327 amino acids)
Biological process (GO): microtubule nucleation; mitotic sister chromatid segregation; mitotic spindle organization
Cellular component (GO): nucleus; microtubule; centrosome
Molecular function (GO): structural constituent of cytoskeleton; GTP binding
Source: RefSeq, a predicted model, not a curated record